Molecule: messenger RNA, 2475 nt
Organism: Cucumis melo (muskmelon)
Lineage: Eukaryota; Viridiplantae; Streptophyta; Magnoliopsida; Cucurbitales; Cucurbitaceae
Product: beta-galactosidase 15-like
Exons: 1
Coding region: 1-2475 (824 amino acids)
Biological process (GO): carbohydrate metabolic process
Cellular component (GO): cell wall; vacuole
Molecular function (GO): carbohydrate binding; beta-galactosidase activity
Source: RefSeq, a predicted model, not a curated record
AUGUUUAAUCUUCAUUGGUCUGUUCUUCUUCUUAUUGCUGCUUUAGCUUGCUCGUCCUUUUGUACAGGAGAGAAUGUUACCUAUGACUCAAAUGCUAUAAUUAUCAAUGGCGAACGACGCAUUAUCUUAUCAGGUUCAAUCCACUAUCCACGCAGCACUGAAAAUAUGUGGCCCGAUCUUAUUCAAAAGGCCAAAGAUGGGGGAUUGGAUGCAAUUGAGACAUACAUUUUUUGGGAUCGCCACGAGCCACAACAACGAAAAUAUGAUUUCUCUGGAAAUCUUGAUUUUAUCAAAUUCUUUCGACUUAUCCAAAAUGCAGGACUUUAUGUUGUCAUGAGAAUUGGUCCUUACGUUUGCGCCGAGUGGAACUACGGAGGCUUUCCACUAUGGUUGCACAAUAUGCCAGGAGUUCAACUACGAACCGACAACCAAGUGUAUAAGAAUGAAAUGCAAACCUUUACGACAAAAAUAGUUAAUAUGUGUAAACAAGCCAACCUCUUUGCCUCACAAGGAGGGCCAAUAAUCUUAGCUCAAAUCGAGAACGAGUAUGGAAAUGUGAUGACGCCUUACGGAAAUGCAGGAAAAACGUAUAUCAAUUGGUGCGCUCAAAUGGCUGAAUCCCUUAAUGUUGGUGUUCCGUGGAUCAUGUGCCAACAGAAAGAUGCCCCACAACCGAUCAUUGAUACAUGCAAUGGAUACUAUUGCGAUAACUUUACUCCUAACAAUCCUAAUAGCCCAAAAAUGUUUACUGAAAAUUGGGUAGGAUGGUUCAAGAAAUGGGGCGAUAAAGACCCUCACAGAACCGCAGAAGAUGUGGCAUUUUCUGUGGCUAGAUUUUUUCAAUCUGGUGGCGUAUUUAACAAUUAUUACAUGUACCACGGAGGCACCAACUUUGGAAGAACAUCGGGCGGUCCAUUCAUCACUACGUCUUAUGAUUACGACGCACCACUUGAUGAAUAUGGAAGCUUGAAUCAACCUAAGUGGGGGCAUCUCAAACAACUCCAUGCAUCAAUAAAAUUGGGAGAGAAGAUUCUCACAAAUGGCACCCGCUCAAACCAAGACUAUGGUGGCUCCGUCACUUUAACGAAAUUCUCUAACCCAUCAACAGGAGAGAGGUUUUGCUUCUUAAGUAACACAAAUGGUAGCAAUGAUGCAACCAUAGAUUUGCAGACAGAUGGGAAAUACUUUGUGCCAGCUUGGUCGGUAACCAUUCUUGAUGGCUGCAACAAGGAGGUUUACAAUACUGCGAAGGUCAAUUCUCAAACAUCUAAGUUUGUGAAGGAACAAAAUGAAAAGAACAAUGCAAAACUCUUAUGGACGUGGACUCCGGAGCCCAUGAAAGACACACUACAAGGAAAGGGUAAGUUUAAGGCGAAUCGUCUUUUAGAACAAAAAGGAACUACUGUUGAUGCUAGUGACUACUUGUGGUACAUGACUCACAUUGAAACCAAUGCAACAUUUUCUCUUCGAAAUGUAUCUCUUCAAGUAAGUACGAAAGGUCACGUGCUUCAUGCUUUUGUUAAUAAGAGGUAUAUCGGGUCACAGUGGAAGAGCGAUGGGCAAAGUUUUGUGUUUGAGAAACCUAUUCUACUAAAACCGAGAAAGAACAUAAUAACCCUUUUGAGUGCCACAGUUGGGUUGAAUAAUUAUGGUGCAUUUUAUGACACGGUUCCGACGGGAAUUGAUGGAGGUCCUAUUUAUUUAAUUGGAGGUGGAAAUGUCACAGUUGAUUUAUCAUCAAAUUUAUGGUCUUAUAAGGUUGGAUUAAAUGGAGAAAUGAAGAAACUAUACGACCCGACAUUCUCACAGAAGAAAAAAUGGAGGGCAUUAAAUAAAAAGUCUAUUGGAAGGCGAAUGACAUGGUACAAAACUAACUUUAAGACUCCUUCAGGAACUAACCCAGUAGCAUUGGACAUGCAAGGAAUGGGAAAAGGCCAAGCUUGGGUAAAUGGGGUAAGCAUAGGUCGAUUUUGGCCUUCUUUUAUUUCUGGCAAUGAUAGCUGCAGUGCAAACUGUGACUAUAGAGGUGGAUAUAAUCCUAAAAAAUGUGCUGAUAAUUGUGGGAAUCCUUCUCAAAGAUGGUAUCACGUUCCAAGAUCGUUUCUUUCAAAUGACACGAACACAUUGAUUUUAUUUGAAGAAAUCGGAGGAAAUCCUCAACAAGUGUCAAUUCAAACUAUUGCUCUAGGAACUAUUUGUGGAAAUGCUUACGAAGGAAGCACCUUGGAGUUGUCAUGUCAAGAGGGACGUAUCAUCUCUGAAAUUCAAUUUGCUAGCUACGGGAAUCCAGAUGGAAAAUGCGGUUCCUUUAAGAAAGGCUCAUGGGAUGUGACAAAUAGCACAGUUUUGGUGGAAAAGACUUGCGUUGGUGUGGAAAAUUGUACAAUUGAUGUAUCCGCAAGGUUUUUUGGAGUAGAAAAUGCUACUAACUUAUCCGCAAGACUAGCAGUCCAAGCACUUUGCUCAAAUAAUUGA